This is a messenger RNA of Empidonax traillii (willow flycatcher), 459 nucleotides long. Its product is annotated as succinate dehydrogenase [ubiquinone] iron-sulfur subunit, mitochondrial. Gene Ontology annotation, cellular component: mitochondrial membrane. The record is from RefSeq and is a predicted model, not a curated record. The transcript has 3 exons. The annotation marks the transcript as partial. Gene Ontology annotation, biological process: tricarboxylic acid cycle; respiratory electron transport chain; aerobic respiration. Gene Ontology annotation, molecular function: oxidoreductase activity; iron-sulfur cluster binding. NCBI's taxonomy places the organism in Eukaryota, Metazoa, Chordata, Aves, Passeriformes, Tyrannidae.
UGUGCUGUGCCCCCCAGGACGGGCUCUACGAGUGCAUCCUGUGUGCCUGCUGCAGCACCAGCUGUCCCAGCUACUGGUGGAACGGGGACAAGUACCUGGGCCCUGCUGUCCUCAUGCAGGCCUAUCGCUGGAUGAUCGACUCCAGGGACGACUACACAGAGGAGCGCCUGGCACAGCUACAGGACCCCUUCUCCCUCUACCGCUGUCACACCAUCAUGAACUGCACCAGGACCUGUCCCAAGGGUUUGAACCCUGGCAAGGCCAUCGCUGAGAUCAAGAAGAUGAUGGCAACCUACAAGCAGAAGGCGACGGCUGCGUAACCUCCGUGGAUCCCCCGUGGGACCCCCCUGGAACCCCACACAGGGGCUCCACGCGGACACAACUUACACCUGGAGGAGCUUCCAGCAGGGAGUUGUUCUUCCCAGAGGUUUGCACUUCCAAUAAAGACUGGAAAGAACA